CAGCACCGUCGAUUCCCGCGAGCCACCAUGGGUCACGAGACGGUCUGGAACUCUCACCCGAAGAAGCACUCCCCCGGCGCACGCCUCUGCCGGGUGUGCGGUAACUGCCACGGCAUGAUCCGCAAGUAUGGCCUCAACUGCUGCCGCCAGUGCUUUCGCACCUACUCCAAGGACAUUGGCUUCAUCAAG
Molecule: messenger RNA, 189 nt
Organism: Closterium sp. Naga37s-1
Lineage: Eukaryota; Viridiplantae; Streptophyta; Zygnematophyceae; Desmidiales; Closteriaceae
Source: the annotation of a GenBank genome assembly